CCAGGAUUGGAACGCACCCGAGCGGCUCUCGACAAGAGUUUGUGGGUGGGGGCGCCGAAGCCUUGGACGGGUCGUCUCGGCAGUGUUGCCCGAGGGAGUUGGGGUUGGCAAAGGGAAGUCAUGGAGGCAGUGGGAUCGAGGACUCCUAGGUCCGGCGCUCGCCACCCCCGUCGCCCGCCGCCUGCCUCCCUCCACGGGGCGAGUUCCAGGCUGGCCCGGAGGCCAGGAGGAUCUGGCACGUACUGGGGGAGGGGCUGGCCUGAGUUUUUUGCUGCGGGGCUGUGGGGUGUCUCCGAGUUUGGGGGAGAUUCCAUUUAGGGGAGAGGAACCGGCCUGGGCAGAGGGAGGGAUGCCCUCUGUCUGCGGGAGUCCCUCUCCUUCCCCUCACCCAAAACCUUGGGAAUGAAAGGGGUGGGGUCGGCUCCCCACAUCCCCCAAGGCCUGCCGCAGGGUGGGCAGGGGAGCUGACUUUAUUCAAAGCAGACUCUGGGGCUCGACUGAAAGGCUAGAGGUGGAAUCAGGCGUGGGAGCCUCUUUGCCCAUAUCCUCUCCUUACCAGAUUACCCCUGUGAGCUGGAGGGACCUGGUGGGGGUUGCAUAGUAAAGGGUGAUGUGGGAGCCCUCUGUAAUCUUUAGGGAGAGUGAGGACUGGGGAUGGGAGAAGGCGGCAGCGGGCACUGGACCGACAGAUACAGGCCCUGGGUAGGCUCCUCUACAUCUGGAAAGGCCCAGAAUUGAAGAAUUGAGGCCCAUGUCCGAGUAUGGUGGGUGGUGCUGGCACUGCUGGGCCCCGCCUGGGCAGUGCCUCUUACCAUGAACUUUCUGAAGUCGUUUUUAAUCCCCUGGAGCCUCCUUUUGCCAAGGAGGGCAGGGGCAGAUGGGCCCUGGGGAUGGGAUAGACAGGAGGUGGCCAGGAAGGCUUGGCAAGGCAGUGGGCAGAGCCAUCCUUAGGGCUGGGCCUUGGCCUUGGCUGGUUCCAAACUCUGGUCUCAGCCUGAUCAGGGUUUGGGAGGGACUUGAGGUCUGGGAGGCACUGAGCCUGGGCCUGCCAGGCUGAAUGGGACAUGGCUGUGGCUGUGGGAGCCGGUGGUAUGAAGAACAGCAGAUCUGUGAGAGUGCAAAUGGACCAACACUCAGGGGAGGAGAAGGUAGAGGCACAAGGCUUAGGAGCCUGACUCUGGGGAGGAGGGAGGUGGUCUGUGCUCCCAGGGCUCAUAGUGAUGGGUUGCUGGACAAAGUGGGUUGGGGGACCAUAUAGAGAAAUUUUGUGGCUUGGAACAGUGCUCUACCCUGUUUCCUGCCAUACCAGUCUGGCAUGGGGUGCCAGAAAUGUUGGGAGGCCGGCAAGUUCUGCGGGAUGGGCAGUGCCUGGAGUGGAGCCCAGGGUGGGAUGGUUGCAGUUGGUUGGACAAUUACAUAGCUCUGAAGCUAUCCCCUUGGGGGGGGUCAGAGUGUUCCUGGGAGGGUCAUGCAUUCUCCUGGAUAGCAUUUGCCCCUUUCUCUGUGAGUAUGAGCCAGAUGCUAGGAUGUGUUUCCAGGGGGCUUGGAACAUGGCCAGAAACUAGUCCUUUGGGAACAGGUCCGGGCCAGUGCUGGUGGGGGUGGUGUGUUGGGGGAGAUAAGAACAGGGAAGGGGACUGGUGAAUGGAGGAGGCUGAAGCAAAAUGUUGUGGGUGGUGGAUGGUGGUGGGAAACCUGCUCACUCUGGGCUCUGUCUCCAGCAGCUCUGGGGACUGACAGCCAAGGACACAGGGACUGAUAGAACCAGGCAUCUGACUGGCUAGAAAGACGUGUGUUCUUGCUCAUGAUUUCCUCAUCUUUCCAUCUCUUGACGAUGACAGAGGUUUGGGUUUAAAGUGUUGUAGAGUGAGGAGAAGAACUAAUAUUUUUCAAGUGUGUACUUCUUGACAGGCAUUAUUAGAUUCUUUCCUGAGGACCAUUAUCAUUUCCAUUUUGCAGAUGAAGGUACUGACACAGAGAGGUUAAAUAACUUGCCCAAGGCAGUGUGGCUAGCAAAUAAUCACGCUAAGGUUUGGAACCCUGGUCUCAUGCCAAAGAUCAUGCUUCUAAUGAAGUAUUUUGAAGAGCAAGGCUUUCUUUGGUGACCUUUUCCAAAUGCCAGCCUGACCAAAAGUCUUGUAUUCCUGAUCUGUCCUUCCAGAUGGUGCUGUUGGUGAUGUUAAGAGGUUGAAGGGGCCAGGCAUGGUGGCUCAUGCCUAUACUCCCAGCACUUUGGGAGGCCGAGACAGGCAGAUCACCUGAGGUUAGGAGUUCGAGACCAGCCUGGCCAACAUGGUUAAACCCUGUCUGUACUAAAAAUACAAAAUUUAGCCGGGUGUGGUGGUAGGUGCUUGUAAUCUCAGCUAUGGGGAAGCCGAGGCAGAAUUGCUUGAACCCAGGAGGCAGAGGUUGCAGUGAGCUGAGAUUGUGCCACUGCACUCCAGCCUAGGUGGGGCAGAGUGAGACUCCGUCUUAAACCAAAAAACAAAAGGAGGUUGAAGGACGUGCUGCUCUGUGGGAUAUAGGAGAAGGGGUGCUGACAGAUCUUGGCUGAGGGUGACUCAGGGAUGGGAGGUUUGGGGUAUGCAGAGAAUUCCCCAGCCUGCCUUCUGCGUGUGGGUCCCUGGGUGUCUGCUUCAAGCGCUGCCCAUCUGGCUUGAGCUCUCAUUCUAUGGCCACCUGGGGCAAGUGCUGAGUAUUCCUCCAUCCUGUCCCCGAGUGAGUACAAAUGUCAGUGCUGCUAGCUCAGCAGGUUUAAUUACAAGGGACCCCUCAGGGUACUCUGUGAGCAUAGAGGAGUGUGGCCCUGGUGGGGACACAGGCAUGCAUGGAUGACAGUGCUGUCAGCCUCAUCUUAUUCUGACCUGGGCUCAGCCAGGAGUCACAUUAAAGGUAUCAUCAUGGAGUCCUCCCACCUCAGUUCAUGACAUUUCCUCCAGGAAAUGUGGGAUCUGGGACUGAUUUGGUUACCAUGAUCUCUAUAACUUGGGCCAGCCAUAUAAAACUGCCAUGGACCUCAGUUUUUGUUUAUAUAUAUUUUUCCUUUCAAAUUUGUCUUGUGCCCCAGGGGGCAACAGGACCAGUUUCUCAGGGUUUUGGUGAAGAUCAGAUGGAAUUAGGGAUGUGAAAAGAUCUUGAACAGUUUAAAGCAUAGAGAAAGUGCAUGGAGUAUCAUUCGUCCAUCCAUCCAGUCAUCCAUCUACUCAAUGAACAUUUAUUAUUAUUAUUUUAUUUUUUGAGAUGGAGUUUCGCUCUUAUUGCCCAAGCUGGAGCGCAAUGGUGUGAUCUCAGCUCACUGCAACCUCUGCCUCCUGGAUUUAAGUGAUUCUCUCACCUCAGCCUCCCGAAUAGCUGGGAUUACAGGCAUGCGCCACCAUGCCUGGCUAAUUUUGUGUUUUUAGUAGAAAUGGGGUUUCACCAUGUUGGUCCGGCUGGUCUCGAACUCCUGACCUCAGGUGAUCCACUCACCUCGGCUUCCCAAAGUGCUGGGAUUACAAGUGUGGGCCACCAUACCUGGCCUCAAUGAACACUUGUUUAGGUCCUUCUAAGGGUUGUGGAUACAGCAGUGAGCACAGCAGGUCAAAAUCCUUGCCUUCAUAAGGCUGACAUUCCAGUCAGGAGAGACAGAAAAUGAACACAUAAGAAAAAUAUAUAGAAUGGCAGUUGCUGAUUAGAGCUAUGGAGAAAAAGCAUAAAGCUGGGAAAAAGAUAGAGAGCUCCAGGAAAGGGGGUUGCUAUUUUAAUAGGGUGGUCAGAGGGAGCCUCACUGAUAAGGGGACAUUUGGGAUGUGACCUGGAGGAGCUCUUGUUCCAGACAGAGGGAACAGCAGGCACUGAGGUCCCAGGCUGGCCUGUGCGGGGUGUGUUGGGAAACAGCAAAGAGGUUCUUGUGACUGGGGUGCAGUGAGGAAGCUGAAGAGCCUUAGGAUUAUCACUGUUAGCUGGUGGCAGAUCAUGAGGUCAGGAGAUCGAGACCAUCCUAGCUAACACAGUGAAACUCCGUCUCUACUAAAAAAUAGAAAAAAUUUCCCUGGGCAUGGUGGCAGGCGCCUGUAGUCCCAGCUAUUUGGGAGGCUGAAUGGUGUGAACCCGGGAGGCGGAGCUUGCAGUGAGCCAAGAUCGUGCCACUGCACUCCAGCCUGGGUGACAGAGUGAGACUCCGUCUCAAAAAAAAAAAAAAAAAAAAAAAAACUCCAGAUUUUUUCUUCUGCUUCUGUUGAGAAAAAUCAGAUCGGGACCCACUGGGACCCAGUGGCAACAGUCUACAGCUGCUGGGUGGUGCCUGCCCCAUGCACAGGCAACAUGUCAUGGUUUAGUGGCCUCCUGGUCCCUAAAGUGGAUGAACGGAAAACAGCCUGGGGUGAACGCAAUGGGCAGAAGCGUUCGCGGCGCCGUGGCACUCGGGCAGGUGGCUUCUGCACGCCCCGCUAUAUGAGCUGCCUCCGGGAUGCAGAGCCACCCAGCCCCACCCCUGCGGGCCCCCCUCGGUGCCCCUGGCAGGAUGACGCCUUCAUCCGGAGGGGCGGCCCAGGCAAGGGCAAGGAGCUGGGGCUGCGGGCAGUGGCCCUGGGCUUCGAGGAUACCGAGGUGACAACGACAGCGGGCGGGACGGCUGAGGUGGCGCCCGACGCGGUGCCCAGGAGUGGGCGAUCCUGCUGGCGCCGUCUGGUGCAGGUGUUCCAGUCGAAGCAGUUCCGUUCGGCCAAGCUGGAGCGCCUGUACCAGCGGUACUUCUUCCAGAUGAACCAGAGCAGCCUGACGCUGCUGAUGGCGGUGCUGGUGCUGCUCACAGCGGUGCUGCUGGCUUUCCACGCCGCACCCGCCCGCCCUCAGCCUGCCUAUGUGGCACUGUUGGCCUGUGCCGCCGCCCUGUUCGUGGGGCUCAUGGUGGUGUGUAACCGGCAUAGCUUCCGCCAGGACUCCAUGUGGGUGGUGAGCUACGUGGUGCUGGGCAUCCUGGCGGCAGUGCAGGUCGGGGGCGCUCUCGCAGCAGACCCGCGCAGCCCCUCUGCGGGCCUCUGGUGCCCUGUGUUCUUUGUCUACAUCGCCUACACGCUCCUCCCCAUCCGCAUGCGGGCUGCCGUCCUCAGCGGCCUGGGCCUCUCCACCUUGCAUUUGAUCUUGGCCUGGCAACUUAACCGUGGUGAUGCCUUCCUCUGGAAGCAGCUCGGUGCCAAUGUGCUGCUGUUCCUCUGCACCAACGUCAUUGGCAUCUGCACACACUAUCCAGCAGAGGUGUCUCAGCGCCAGGCCUUUCAGGAGACCCGCGGUUACAUCCAGGCCCGGCUCCACCUGCAGCAUGAGAAUCGGCAGCAGGAGCGGCUGCUGCUGUCGGUAUUGCCCCAGCACGUUGCCAUGGAGAUGAAAGAAGACAUCAACACAAAAAAAGAAGACAUGAUGUUCCACAAGAUCUACAUACAGAAGCAUGACAAUGUCAGCAUCCUGUUUGCAGACAUUGAGGGCUUCACCAGCCUGGCAUCCCAGUGCACUGCGCAGGAGCUGGUCAUGACCCUGAAUGAGCUCUUUGCCCGGUUUGACAAGCUGGCUGCGGAGAAUCACUGCCUGAGGAUCAAGAUCUUGGGGGACUGUUACUACUGUGUGUCAGGGCUGCCGGAGGCCCGGGCCGACCAUGCCCACUGCUGUGUGGAGAUGGGGGUAGACAUGAUUGAGGCCAUCUCGCUGGUACGUGAGGUGACAGGUGUGAAUGUGAACAUGCGCGUGGGCAUCCACAGCGGGCGCGUGCACUGCGGCGUCCUUGGCUUGCGGAAAUGGCAGUUCGAUGUGUGGUCCAAUGAUGUGACCCUGGCCAACCACAUGGAGGCAGGAGGCCGGGCUGGCCGCAUCCACAUCACUCGGGCAACACUGCAGUACCUGAACGGGGACUACGAGGUGGAGCCAGGCCGUGGUGGCGAGCGCAACGCGUACCUCAAGGAGCAGCACAUUGAGACUUUCCUCAUCCUGGGCGCCAGCCAGAAACGGAAAGAGGAGAAGGCCAUGCUGGCCAAGCUGCAGCGGACUCGGGCCAACUCCAUGGAAGGGCUGAUGCCGCGCUGGGUUCCUGAUCGUGCCUUCUCCCGGACCAAGGACUCCAAGGCCUUCCGCCAGAUGGGCAUUGAUGAUUCCAGCAAAGACAACCGGGGCACCCAAGAUGCCCUGAACCCUGAGGAUGAGGUGGAUGAGUUCCUGAGCCGUGCCAUCGAUGCCCGCAGCAUUGAUCAGCUGCGGAAGGACCAUGUGCGCCGGUUUCUGCUCACCUUCCAGAGAGAGGAUCUUGAGAAGAAGUACUCCCGGAAGGUGGAUCCCCGCUUCGGAGCCUACGUUGCCUGUGCCCUGUUGGUCUUCUGCUUCAUCUGCUUCAUCCAGCUUCUCAUCUUCCCACACUCCACCCUGAUGCUUGGGAUCUAUGCCAGCAUCUUCCUGCUGCUGCUAAUCACCGUGCUGAUCUGUGCUGUGUACUCCUGUGGUUCUCUGUUCCCUAAGGCCCUGCAACGUCUGUCCCGCAGCAUUGUCCGCUCACGGGCACAUAGCACCGCAGUUGGCAUCUUUUCCGUCCUGCUUGUGUUUACUUCUGCCAUUGCCAACAUGUUCACCUGUAACCACACCCCCAUACGGAGCUGUGCAGCCCGGAUGCUGAAUUUAACACCUGCUGACAUCACUGCCUGCCACCUGCAGCAGCUCAAUUACUCUCUGGGCCUGGAUGCUCCCCUGUGUGAGGGCACCAUGCCCACCUGCAGCUUUCCUGAGUACUUCAUCGGGAACAUGCUGCUGAGUCUCUUGGCCAGCUCUGUCUUCCUGCACAUCAGCAGCAUCGGGAAGUUGGCCAUGAUCUUUGUCUUGGGGCUCAUCUAUUUGGUGCUGCUUCUGCUGGGUCCCCCAGCCACCAUCUUUGACAACUAUGACCUACUGCUUGGCGUCCAUGGCUUGGCUUCUUCCAAUGAGACCUUUGAUGGGCUGGACUGUCCAGCUGCAGGGAGGGUGGCCCUCAAAUAUAUGACCCCUGUGAUUCUGCUGGUGUUUGCGCUGGCGCUGUAUCUGCAUGCUCAGCAGGUGGAGUCGACUGCCCGCCUAGACUUCCUCUGGAAACUACAGGCAACAGGGGAGAAGGAGGAGAUGGAGGAGCUACAGGCAUACAACCGGAGGCUGCUGCAUAACAUUCUGCCCAAGGACGUGGCGGCCCACUUCCUGGCCCGGGAGCGCCGCAAUGAUGAACUCUACUAUCAGUCGUGUGAGUGUGUGGCUGUUAUGUUUGCCUCCAUUGCCAACUUCUCUGAGUUCUAUGUGGAGCUGGAGGCAAACAAUGAGGGUGUCGAGUGCCUGCGGCUGCUCAACGAGAUCAUCGCUGACUUUGAUGAGAUUAUCAGCGAGGAGCGGUUCCGGCAGCUGGAAAAGAUCAAGACGAUUGGUAGCACCUACAUGGCUGCCUCAGGGCUGAACGCCAGCACCUACGAUCAGGUGGGCCGCUCCCACAUCACUGCCCUGGCUGACUACGCCAUGCGGCUCAUGGAGCAGAUGAAGCACAUCAAUGAGCACUCCUUCAACAAUUUCCAGAUGAAGAUUGGGCUGAACAUGGGCCCAGUCGUGGCAGGUGUCAUCGGGGCUCGGAAGCCACAGUAUGACAUCUGGGGGAACACAGUGAAUGUCUCUAGUCGUAUGGACAGCACGGGGGUCCCCGACCGAAUCCAGGUGACCACGGACCUGUACCAGGUUCUAGCUGCCAAGGGCUACCAGCUGGAGUGUCGAGGGGUGGUCAAGGUGAAGGGCAAGGGGGAGAUGACCACCUACUUCCUCAAUGGGGGCCCCAGCAGUUAACAGGGCCCAGCCACAAAUUCAGCUGAAGGGACCAAGGUGGGCAUUGAGUGGACUCUGUGCUCACUGGGUGGAGCUGUGGCAGGGGGCACUGAGCCUCCAGACCCUGCUAACCACAAAAGGGAACAUCCCAGCAGGCUGUGCUUGGAUCAUGCUCGUCUGCCCUCAAGCUGGAAAACAAGGGGCUACCUACCGAGAGGAUUAUGCAAGUGACUUUCUUUCUUACUUGGGGUAGGGCUGUUCCCUCUCCAAUCUUCCAGCCUUUGGGAGCAGGGGAGGGGUCAGUAGCAGAAGCAGAGGGAGGCCUCUUGCCUGAGGGAUUAAAAUGGCAGCUUGCCAUGCCUACCCUUCCCUGUCUGUCUGGGCAGCAGGUUCAGGGCUGAGCCCUUCUUUUCCCUCUUUUUUCCUGGGAAUAUUUUGUACAAUAUUUUGUACAAAGACAGGCAUGAGGAGUGCCUAUUCCAUGCUUGCCUUUGCAAUACCUGCAUCCCCAGCACUGGUCCUGGGCACUUCCCCACCCCAGCCAGGUGUCCCUCCUAUGCACAGAGCAGAGGAGGGAGAAGCUCUGGGGAGCCAGCUUUGGCCAUAUUUCAGGAGAAUGUUUCCAUGUGCCAAAUCUUAGUCCCAUGAUCUGUCCCCAAAGGGGAACAAAGGGACCUCUGACAGCUUAGAUUUAGCCCCAGUUCCUGCACGCUCCAGGGAACGGGGUGUCUGGCCUCACUGGUACUGUGAAAAAUGCUCAGAGAGCAAGCCUGUGUGUGGGGAUGUCAGGUCAGGAGCUGGAAGUUCACCUGCAGGUGCCAAAGAGCAGGCCGGCCAGGGCUGGGGCAGUGCCAGACUCUGAUCUGAGGACCCCGUCGGGGUCCAGAUCAGGUCACUCUGCCCCAGUGCUCUCUUGCUGUCUGCUGACAAGGGGGCAUGGAGCAUCUCUUCCUCUUCUGUUGCCAAAUAGAAAAGGGUCAGGGCAUGGAGAAAGGUGACCCUGAUCCCAAACCUGCCCUCCCAAGUCUCUGGUGUUGGGGAGGGCCCGUGUGUUUGUGUAACUGUGUGUGCAUGUUGGUCUUUGUGUGCAUAUCUGUUUUCCAGGUCUAUGUGAGUCCUUGUGCUCCUGCUCCUCAGCUCUCCACCCCAGGUUGCCUCUCUCCUGUGGGCCUCUGUCUUCUGGGAAUAAAGCAGGGUUUCCUACUUCAGGGGAUGUAGAGAGAUGCCCAGGUUGCACAGGAGUGGGAUGGGGUGUGGUAGCAAAAGGAGGGAGAGGAGUCCUUUUUGUGCCAAAUCCCUAAGUGCCGUUCGGGGGCCAUGUGUGCAGCAUGACUCUCCCUGUCUGUGGCAGGGACCCAAGCGCUUGCUUAAGCCCCAGUGCUCCAUGCCAGCACUUGAACUGUCUGGGGUUUGAUGGACAGAGGCUGAGGAAUUUCCUGGCUUCCCCAGAUAGUGUCCUGGGACAUGGUAUGCUUUGGGGCUGGGGUAGCAUGGAAUCCCUCUGAGGACCUGGAUACUGGUACUACGGGGUGGGGAAGAGGAACCUUAAACUUGGCUUUCCCCAGCCUUCAGCCUGAGUCUAGCAUGUUUCUAGCUCCCCAGUCCCUUGUGAAGCCUUGAGGGCUGGCAGAAGGGUUAGGAGGUUGAACUCUAGAUUCCCUUCCUGUCUUUGCCUUCCUUUUACCCCUUUCCCUGCAACCUCCUUGACUCUGGCCUGAAUUUGUUGGUGCCUCAGUUUCUCUGUCUGUACCUAUUUAAGCCAAAGGCACUAGCCUGAAUUUUGCUUGAAGAUCACUUUGUCUUGGAAAUGACUAGAGAGGCAGAGGAGAAGGGUUUCCAGAGUUGCUAGGUUUGGGAGUGGAAGGGGCAGGCAGUGCACUUGCCCCUCCUCAUGCCCCUUCUGACACCAGCUCCCUGUGGAGGCCUGGUUUCUGGGUAAUGCCUCCCUUGGGCAUCUUCAUGCAUCAACCAAAUGGGCCAUCAGGUACUUCAUUAGUCAUGGCAGAAGGAGGGGAAAAGACUUGUUUUCCAGACAGAAAAUCUACUCCCCUGUCCCCAGCCAUAUCCCUGGAUAGGAAGGGAUAGGAAGAGACUACUUGGUGCCAUGGGGUAGGGGUGAGGGUAUAAGUAGAUCAGAGUGGGAAGACCUCAGCCUUGGGUGGCUUGUCUCUGCUUCUUGCCAGGUGGGAGGGCCUGUCCACACCCUGGAUCCCCGUACCACAGUGCCAGCCAUGCCCUUCCCCUGGGCUACCAUUGUCCCUUUCCUCACCCAGUUGGUAGAGGAGUCAGGAGGUGGGAGGCCGUGGGCUUUGGUUUUAUAAUGUAACCACUGUGGGGGUGGGGGAGGAUGGUGAACCAUGUAUUUCAGUGAAAUAUUUAAUAUAUUUAAAUAUCAAUAAAAUCAAACUCUUUGUAAAA
This is a messenger RNA of Homo sapiens (human), 10206 nucleotides long. It is a transcript of the gene ADCY6, whose product is annotated as adenylate cyclase 6. Gene Ontology annotation, cellular component: membrane; plasma membrane; cilium. Bases 4303 to 7809 code for a protein of 1168 amino acids. The transcript is spliced from 22 exons. Lineage: Eukaryota; Metazoa; Chordata; Mammalia; Primates; Hominidae. Gene Ontology annotation, molecular function: phosphorus-oxygen lyase activity; adenylate cyclase activity. The record is from RefSeq and is a predicted model, not a curated record. Gene Ontology annotation, biological process: vascular endothelial cell response to laminar fluid shear stress; cellular response to glucagon stimulus; system process.